UCAUGCAUGUACUGUGAUAUGAUAUGCAGCUGGUACUAACACACCACAACUAUUUGCAUUAAAAAGUCUAUUUUUUAAUUUUCUGACUGUCAAAUUUUCCAUUUUGCUAGUAGUUAAAAAAUAAGUUUUUGUUUCACAACUCUCAUAAAAAUGUGUAAGAUACCACAAAUUUCUUUUUGAGCAGCAAGCAGCAUAAUUCCAGAAACUGGUUUGUUGAAGCCCUACAUGUUUCAACAGGAUACAGGAUAAGCAGUGACCUUUCAAAGUGAAAAGCAAAUUGCCAAACAAUCACAAUCGUCAAAUCAUCCAGUGGAACACCCAUUAAGUUCAUCUUCAAUCAGACUUCCUAAGAAUUGCUUUUUCUCCAUCUGGACUGCUACCUUUUGACCUUGGUCUGCAGCCAAUGCUGUUCAGUAACCUUUACACCAUGUUAGUUAUUCCCUUUUCCCACCUGAUCUCAUUAGAAGCAACUUUCUUCCUGUUUUGUAAGAGAAAUAGGAAAUCUGCUCAUCCAGUGUGAUGCAGUCCAAGACACUCACUGCCAAUAAAACAAUCAAGCUGCAAAAUGUUAGGGAAAUUGGAAAAGGCCAAGAAUAACAUUACAGAAAAUCUGAAGUGAUGGAAAAUAAGAAAAAUAAUAGAACCCUGAUAAUUAAGCAGCAUUAUGGUGCUAUUGUCACCUUUUUUUUUUUUUUUUUUUUACCUUUCCCUUCAUAUACCCACUGGCUGAGGUACAGAUGCUGUUUUCAAGGAUAAUAGACCCAUAGUCUGUUUCCACAGAUGAAACUGACCUCUUGGAGAAAACACCAAACUUCUGCAGCCUGCAAAAAACCCUGCAAAUCUCCAAGAGAGAAUACAAUUUCCUGUCCAUGUUUUCCUGUAACAUUUAACUAAUCCUUUAUCACCACAGAUAUGAGGCUAUAACCUUCCAGGUAUAAAUUUCAAUGACCAAACAGGCAAGUGAGUAUAUGUCUAUACAGAAAACAAGAAGUAAAAAUUAUUUUUAUUGACAUCGUCCUUUCAUAAAUACCAUCUUGUAGCAGAAGGAGUAGCAUUACAGAAGAUGUGAAUUACAGUAAUUAACUGAACUUUAGAUAGCAGUCAUGAAUAACUCAAUAUUUCUAUUUAGAUGAGUUAAGAUCUGAAACAUCAAAAAACCCAGAAGUAAUAAAAAGUAUUUUGCAAAAUGAAGUAUGUUUAACAGAUAUGCAGAAAGUAGAAAUUAUACAGAAAAAAGAUUAUUGUAAAUUCAGCUGGAUCUGUUAACCUGUGGGAAAACAAAUUGAAGGGAGAGCAUUCAUUAAUAUUUGAAACAACAGAGCAUGAAGCAAAGGAGUCCUCGUGAACAGUUCUGCAGCAGAAAGAAGAUGAACUGGUCGACUUCAUAUUAUGCAAGAUAUUAUGCAAGACAGAUGUAAAUUACUUGCCUUUUGAAACAGCUUAUUUUAAUGUGUUUAUGUCACAGUACACUUUUGCAGUUACAUUUCUGGAAGGGCAGCUGUUGCUGUUGGGUAGACAUCCAGCAGCACUGACCACCAUUUCACUGUGCUUCACCUGCCUCUCACGUUCUCAGCUCCACUCACACCUUCCCUGCAUGAACUCCUACCCCCAACACAUGGCUUUACCCUCCUGGAUUCCAGUUUCCUCUGUCACAACUGGGCCACCUCUUUUAAAGACCUGAAUUUGGCAAAGCCAGUGUCUAAAAUAACUGUUUUCCCAACACUCCACCUUGUCCCUUAGAAACAUGCACCUGCCCACAAACUGAGUGGCAACUCACAUUAGUGGGAAUCUGCUCCACUUUAUGUCUUUUCCACUGAAGCAGGUCUUUUAAGGGAAGUAAUCUAUUUGUUGUGUCACCAGUUGGUUUUGCAGUUGAAUUUUUUGCUGUUUUUGCAACUUGAAACUUACAAGCCAGUACAGGAAGGCGUGAACUGGCUGUUGUAAUACCCAUCCAAUAAUAGCUAUGCAAGUUAGGCAGAUGGAGAGAAAGCUGAGUGUGCUCUUCAGACCCCGGCAUAUGUUUGGGGUAACUCCAUGUCUAGGAAACCUGCUCAGUAAGAGAUGUAUUCCCUUCUGCUGCUUCUUCUAGGAGCUCACAGACGCCUCUCAAGGCUGGCCUGUGUCUCAGUCUGAGGUGCUACACUCCUUUAUGAACUGCAUAGGUCAUGCAAGUCCUUCAUGGCAGCUUCCUAGGCUCUCAGGACUGCAUGGCAACACUUAAUGCUUAGAGAAGUAAAUCCUUUGUUGAACCUAGAUUGACACCUGUCAGACACUAAUAUUCUUUAUACCUUAUCUUGGCAAGUCAGAGAGAAAAGGUGAGAUGACAUCCCCCCUCAGAGAACAGCAGUUUUUACCGAUGCUCCUUCCCCUCCCAUGUCAAUGUCUACAUUUAUAUGAAGCAUAUUUUCCCUCCAAACUUUAAUGGGGAUUUAUGAAGACCAUCUUUGCUGGUUGUUGGUUGUUCUUCUUUUAAAGUCAAGUAAGUCAAAUUUAACAAAUACAGGUCUCAUUCAUAAGCAGUGAAGUGUAUAAACCACUGCAAAUCAUGCAAUGAAGGGAGCAGUCCAAGUUUACACUCCAGAGAUUACAGCGGCAAAGGGAUGGUUCAGGAAGUUUCUGCUUCCUUCCUAAAGUAGGUAGAGGUUACAAAUUAAUCUCAAAAGAGUUUAUACAUCUUCAAAGAGUUAAUGAGUAGGUUAAAACUGCCUGCUUCUCUUAAUUGUCUACAGGGCGGUUGUAGCAUAUAAAGUACCCAUACAUGUAUAUGAGAAGUACAGCAGAGAGAGCCAGCAAACAAACAGCAGACAGGGACAAAGCACUGUGUCUUCUGUGGAGGAUGCCUAAAGGUCUUCUUACUUUCAUUCGUCUUUUUAUGCUCUUACUCAGUUUCUCCACUAUUUGCCUGGGAGUACUUUGCAUGUCCAUGAAUUCCUCCAUGUGCAGAUGUGGGAACAACAAGCUAGUGUUUUAUUGCCUGUUAGCUUUGGGGCUCUGUCUCCUAGUUACUGGCAUUUUCUGGAGCACUUUCCAUGAAGUCCUGAAAUAUAGGGCCCUUGGCAUCUUCAUUCGAAAUCCCAGCCACAGAGAACCACAUGUCUGCACCAUAGACAGGCCUGACUUCUAUCCUCCCUCUUAUGAAGACAGCAUAGAUCCUGAAAAACUGGUCUCCGCACUGUCAGUUGCCUCCAUAUUAAAACAGGAAGAAUUCAUCAAUAUUCCUCCGCCUCCAUACAGUGAAAGCAGUGUAGAGUUUGUCAGUGAAACAAAUGAGCAGGAACAGCCACCACCAUACACAUUAUCUCAGGAGCAACAGCAAACAGCUGGCCAAGACCCAAACCCCGGAAGGGGGUUAAAUUCUCAUAUAUUCAUGCAAGAAAUCAAUUGCCAACAGGAUACAGAUUUCCAGAUGACCUCAGGAAGAGCAACACCUGUCAAAACAUGAGAGACUGGCAGCCAGUAAAAUCCUGCGUUUGUGAAGCAGGGAAAACUGGAAGAAGACUUGUGUCAGUGAUCUAAUAGUAACACUACUUAAGGUGAAAUUGCACAGAAAAAACAUUCAUCAUUUGUGACUUAGAGGGGAGUUGGAGGGGAUAUGUAAAAGUGCUCAGUAUUUCAAAUUAGAAUAAAUCUCCAGAGAGAUAGAAAUGCUCAAGCUGUGUCUAAUAGAAGUCACCAUCUCUGGCAAUAGAAGUUUCUUACACUGCAAGAUAAAUGAAGCAGCAUGGUGUUUUCAGUCUUGACUUUUGCUUCAUAAGGAGUUUCAGAAGAAAGCUCUCAUUUUUGGUUUUGAGACAUUAACUGACUUGGGAAACCUAUUAACUUAGCUUUUGUUUGAGAUUUGCAGAUUAUUUGUUGCAACUGAUUAUUUUUGUAUUGUAUGCCUUUCAAGUUAUUUUUUUUUAUGUGGGGGGUGAAAAGAACUGCUAUUUUACUAGUGAAUUCAUUAAUAAAUUUUGUAUUUAAAACAAAUGCCUUGAAUUUGUUUAUAUGAUACAAGGUGCCUAUGAUUCAGGAUAAGGGCACAAUAAAAUACACCACCCAGGUGCCAAACAGAGAGCUUUGGUUAUGCUUACAUCUCCUCAGAGGGAACUAUCAAUUACAGGAGGAAAAACCAUCUCUGAUUCUAAGAGCAGUUGCUUCUGUCACAGCUUACUCAAGACUGUGGGAACUGAAAAAGGGACCCUGUAUCCUGUUUCUGACACAAGUGGCUUCAUAAUUACACAACAAACACCAGAAAAAGGACAGGUUUGGACUCAUCCUUCUUCUGUUACAUGGAUCUUUCCUCCCACAAAAUCACUGAGGCAAAUUUGCAUUCAGGCCACUGUCAUCUGUAAUUCCAGAUGGCAAGAAAAAUUUCAUGAGGGUUCACUCAGAUUUGAACUUGUAGUAUUUAUUUUGGAUGGAAUUUUUCUUUCUGGGUUGGAAGGUUUGUAUUGGAGAAGAUCAUUUAGUCCAAGCCCCUGCAACGAGCAGGUACAUCUUGAAUUAGAUCAGGUUGGUCAGAGCACUGUCCAACCUGACCUUGAAUUUUUCCAGGAAUGGGACAUGAAUCACCUCUCUGGGCAGCCUGUUCCUGGUUUUGAUACAGACCAGUGAGACAGAAAAGCUAUCACACUUUCCAGAUGUUCACAUACUGUAAGACUACAAGUUAAGCAUUACAGCUGUACAUGUGUGGUAGCCAUGGCUAAGGCCAGCAAACUGACAGCUGCAUCAGUUUUGUCUUUCAAAGAAUUUCAUCCUUUAUGGAAAGAACACACAGUUCUUCCGUUGUUGUAAGUAGAAAGGAAAGAAGAAUAAAAAGGGUCGGACAAGCUACAGAGGUGAAAAAUCCUUUCAGGAUUUUUGGAUUUUUUCAGGAAGUUUGGGAUGAGAAAUGUAGAAAAGUACCCAGAGGGAACAAAAAAGAGUCCCUGAAAGAGACAGAAGAUAUAUCUUUCAAAGUGACUGAGAAGCAGGACACCACAGAGAACAAUAAAAAUCAGAGGAACACAACACAUAAUUUCCAAAACAGUUAAAGAGAGGAUCUGCUUGAGUGACCUUAUUACGGCUUUACCUCCUAGCAUUACCACAUCCAUCCUGCAAAAUCUCCAGCUUCUUUACUCCAGAGUCCCACAUUCUGAAGGCAGCCAGCAUCGUGCAAGUAUUAGUGCAGGCAUCAAUCACAGCAGGUAAGACUGACUAACCAGGAGACAUUCCACAGCAAAAUCCUUGUCCUCUGCAUGUUUAUCUUCCCCCCACCCCCAUGGAAAUCUAGGUUUUACACUAGGUGGUAUUAAAGCAAGACUGAGAGAGCGGAAAAUGGCUGGGACUACAGUUCUGAGUCAUACUAAGAGCAAGAAUUGCAGGAGUAUCACUGAAGUUUGCUCUUGGAGUGGUUUGCUCUUGGAAACACAUUCAGAGCAUGUCCAUAUGUAUUUAUGAACAGCCAGGAAUUUCUUUCCUUUCUCCCAGUUCCACAAGAGUCCUGCAGUGCCCCUUUUUAGUGCCAGCCGCUUUCAGAUGUUGUGAGGUCAUAAUGGAUCUAGAAAUGUGAAACUGAGGAUAAAUGCAUCUUCAACCUGCAGUAUGCAAUAAAGUAUUUGACACAAAAUAUUACUGACACAGGGAGAACAUUCACAUUAAUACCUAAUAUUUUGAUACAAUCUGGUUUUAAGUUUCUCUUUUCAGCUGAUGAUUAUGAACUCAAUGCAAAAUGCCAUGGGCAAAGAGCUCAAAAAAUGUCAACAAUCUUAAGGCAGCAGAAGGCUUUAAACACUUUGAUUUUGAUUGUAUUUAAUAGUGUGAAUUUAUCUUUGCCAAGAGUAGCAGCUGGAAAUUUCACAUUAAAAUAAAUUCUCUUUGGGCUGAAGGAUAUGAACUGGUCAAACUAAAGCUUCAGAACACAACAGAUUCAGUGCAUUGAGAAACAACUUCCUGACACUGGUGACCAAGAAGCCAAUCUUGGCACUCACAACACCAGAAGAAAUGUGUGGGCAUGUUUUUUGCUGCAGGGAUCAUGAGACAUCAUGAGAUGGAGAAUUCAGAAAUUUGAGAGGAGGGAGAAUACCAAAGAGUGGAACUUAAGUUUACAGAGCAGACUUUAACAUUUUUAGAGUUGCUUGGAAGAAUCACAUGGGUUCUGGCCCUGGAGAAAAGAUGAGUCCAGGACAACUGUUUAAUUUUCAAAGAUCGCCUCCUUUAAGCUCAGGAAUUGUUCAAUCUGAGAUCAAACAAAGGGAGCAAAAGGCCUACAUGAAUGGCCUACAGAGAGCUCCUGACUAAGCUCAGAUAUAAACAGGAAAUGUAUGGUAAGUGAAAGUAGGGACAGCUGAAUUAGGAGGAAUGCAGAGCACUGUACAAUCAUGAAGGGAUGAGAAAAGCCAAAGCCCACCUGGAGCUGAAUGAGGUGAUGCUGUGGUUAAGAUCAGCUGGAAAUUAGGCUCCAAACAGCCACUUCCCUUCCCCUGACCCCCUCCAUUGAGAAAGGGACAAAAAGGGAGAUUAUGGGUUGAGACAACAAUUUACUGGAAAAAUAAUAAGAUAAGGAAAACAAACAGUAACAGCAACAAUAAGUACUAAUAAGAACAAUAUAUAAACGAGGAUGAUUACACCCCAAAAAUGCUUAUGGAAGUCCAUCUAUCCUGUUGUAACCAUGGCCCAUGACAUGCAGCUUUUCCUGAGACAAAGGAGAAAAAUAGCAGGUGUUACUGCAUCCCUGGUGGCAACAUGGCUUUUCCACAGACAAAAGAGAAAAGAGUGGGCGUUACCACAGCCAGUGCGGGGUUCUUGUCCCACGUCUGAGACAGUGGAAAACAAUGAUGGACAAAUCUCCCAAGCCAGUCUGCAUAGCUUCACCCAGACUGCACCACUCUGCUCAGCACUUUGCUUUCACAGGAAAAGAGGGAACAAAAAUGUCUGUCCUUCCACUCUGCCUUUUCUUCUACCCAAAGCCAUGCCCUACAGCGAUGACAUGACUAGUGUAGAAUAAAUCACCUGUGUACAUCCAUAUGGCUCCAGCCUCCUUGACCUUCCCAUACCUCCAUCCCAGCAAAUGCAAAAAUAACUCUGUAUGGGCUGAAACCAGAACAGAUGGGAAAUGUGAAGGGUAAUGGGGAAAGUUUCUACAGCCAUGUGAGUUGGAAGAGGACAUAGAAAAGGCUGAGGUGUUCAAUGCCUUCUUUGUGUCCAUUUUUACUGGCAAAAGCAGUCUUCAGGAAUUUUAGGCCUUUGAGACUACAGGAAAAAUAUGCAGUGAGGAAGACUUACCUUGGACAGAGCAAGAAAAGGCCACCAAGUACUUGAAAAAACGGGACACACACACAUCCAUGGAAUGAUUUAGGAUGACAUGCACAGAGCUCAAGAAGCUAAAUCAUGCUAUUGCAAGCUACCCUCUAUUGCCUCUGAAAGGCUGUGGGUGACCAGAAGUGGUCCCUGAGAUAAGAGAGCAAAUAUCACUCCUGUCCCUGAAAGGAGGAGGAUCUGGGGAAUUAUAGGCUGGUCAGCUUCACUUUAGUUCCUGGGGAGGUGAUGGAAUAGCCAGUGAUGGAAACCCUUGCCAAGGACAAGAAAGUAUUUAGGAUCAGGAAGGAUUUAUGAAAGGUAAAUUGUGCUUAACCAACUUGACGACCUUCUAAUUGAACACUAACAAAGGGAAGUCCUGCUCUUGUGGAGGAACCAACCCAGACAGCAGUACAUGCUGGGGCCAGUGGGCUGGAAAACAGCUACACAGAGAAGAAUCGAGGGGUCAUGUGCUUAACAAAAAGUUGUCAGCUCACCAGCAACUCACCUGCACAGCAAAGACAGAAACUGACAUCCUGAGCUGCAUCAGGAAAAACAGCAGCAGCAACAGCUGGAAGAAGGUGAUCCUUUCCCUCUGCUCAGCACUGAUAGAGUUAAGAUACAUCUGGAGUGCUGGGUUCAGGUCUGAGUUUCCCAAGCACAAAACAGACAUGGACAUUCCAGAGUACUUCCAGCAAAGGACCAUAAAGGGACUGGAAAUUUUGUCAUAUGAUGAUACACUGAGAGAGCUGGGAGUGUUUGCUCUGGAGAAGGCUCUUGAAGGAUCUUACUGAUUUGUAGAAGUACUUGGUGGGAAAAAAAUAAAUGUACAGACCUAGGCUCUUCUCAGUGACAGGACAAGAGGCAAUGGGCAUAAACUGGAUGACAUGAAAUUCCAUCUGAACACUCCAGAAACUUUUGCUAUUCAGUUUUUGGUUUUGGCUUUUUUUUUUUUUUUUUUCCCUACUAUGGGACCAGUCAAUCAUUUGUACAUGUUGCCCACAGAAGUUCUGGCAUCUCAGUCCUUGGAGAUAAUUAAAGCCAACUACACAUGGCCCUGGGCAGCCUCCUCUACCUGACUCUGCUGUGAGCUGGGACAUAGGUGAUUUUAGUCCUGAUGGCACCUUCCAACCUUGAGGAUUCCCUGAUCCUCUGGUUCAGGUAAGUAGUAUAUCACCUUCCAAAUUGUGUCUGAACACAUAGAAAAUAUGAGGGUUUAGGAAACAGAAUGAUCCAAAUAAAUGUUACUGCAAUCACAGCUGAAUAAUACAGGAAUCUUGCAACUUCCAGACUCGAGGAAGCUGCUCAUUAAACAAUAGCACAAAAGGGUGUGGGUCUCUGUCACAGUGCCUAGACAGUGUGAUAAGAUGAACAGCAUUAAUAAUAGUUUUCCUUCUGCUAAAUGUAUGGUCUGGUUUUAGGAGCUCUGCAUGUUUUUGUAAGUUCAUACAACUUGCUUUUUUCCACACAUUCCUCUAUCAUGUUAAUAAUUAAAAGACCUCAGGAAAUGCAGCACACUCCAUGUGGCUACAGUCCUCUCCCACAUACUUCAGAUAUAAAAAGUUAAAGUGCUUGAGCCUUACAAAGUUUUAUUCAUCUUCUUGCAGAGAAAAUACCAGUAAUAUUUUAUCAGUAUCACCCAUCACCAUAAAAAAAGGGAUGGCGAUUUCAGGGUAGGCUACUUCUGCAAGUCUGCUGUUUGACAGCUAUUCAAAACCAGACUCAAAUAAUCCUUUUCUGAAACAGCCCUUUUUCCAUUUACAUACACAGGCACAACUAAUGUUUCUCCAGCCCAGGACAAAGUCAAUACAGAGAUUUUAAAACAUGCCCCUUGGUUUAUGAUGACUGCCUUCAUGAAAGUAGACUGCCAUCUACUGCAGCUCUAGUGACAGCUUUCUGAUAAAAGCACAAGUAUGUUUCUUCAGUCUUCAUCUGUUCUUGAGUCUUCCCCCUGCAUCCUGAAAGACACAUGGCUGCAAUAUAUUUUACUUUUCAAACUGUAUUCUCAUUUCAGAAAAACUUGGCAAAUGGGAUACUCUGUAGUAUAAACAGCUAGUUCAAAAAUAAUUUCAUUGUCAGAGAAUGUGUACAAGAUUUUAGAAAUUUUAGUGGACUGACUUACAAAAUGUUCCCUCACACAACCCAAUAAUUUGAACUGUCAUAAUCCAGAAUGUGUCUAUGCUUGACCAUGUGUGAUCUACCAUUUAAGAGAUUAUUAUCCUGCACCUAGAGAAGUUGAAUUAAAAAAAUAUAUAAAUGAAAUUAUAAAUUAAU
Zonotrichia albicollis (white-throated sparrow) is the source of this 9531-nucleotide messenger RNA. RefSeq names its product transmembrane protein 252 (gene TMEM252). The record is from RefSeq and is a predicted model, not a curated record. NCBI's taxonomy places the organism in Eukaryota, Metazoa, Chordata, Aves, Passeriformes, Passerellidae.